Molecule: messenger RNA, 10959 nt
Organism: Pygocentrus nattereri (red-bellied piranha)
Lineage: Eukaryota; Metazoa; Chordata; Actinopteri; Characiformes; Serrasalmidae
Gene: setd1ba
Product: SET domain containing 1B, histone lysine methyltransferase a
Exons: 20
Coding region: 1243-6795 (1850 amino acids)
Cellular component (GO): Set1C/COMPASS complex
Molecular function (GO): histone H3K4 methyltransferase activity; RNA binding; protein binding
Source: RefSeq, a predicted model, not a curated record
AGAGAGAGGGAGAGAGACAGACAGAGAGAGAGAGAGAGGGAGAGGGAGAGAGGGGGGAUGGUUUGCAUAUUCUCUAAAACUAAAUCUGCUGAAGAUUUGCAGCAGUUUCACUCCUCACAGGCGCAAAGCUCUUUUAAAAAAGACCGAAAGCAGGGAAAACUGACGAUGUAGUAAAGGUUUGCACACCUGUUUGUGCUCCUCAGGAGUUAAAACUGUAAAAAAAAAAGGGGGGGGGUGCCUUAAAGGAGUUUAAAGGAUCCGGCGAUGGGAAUGAAAACGUCCCUCUUUCUUCUGCCUUUAGGCCUGAUAAAAAUAUUUCAGCAAAAAUGUGAAGGUCCCGCCUUCCGCCAGAGGAUUGGACGGCGACGCGUAUUCACACGCGGAUCCCCUAUUGGGCGAAGGUUCGCCGUGGACCAAUCGGAACACGCGUGGCUGGCCAAUCGGCGCGCAGGGGAGGCGGGACGUGGUCAGGAACGGGUGCGAAAAGAAGCACGACAGGCGCCGCGUUCUGAUUGGCCAGAAACUGCUCUGCCGUUUAACCAGCCAACUGCCCGAGCACACACAAUAUAAAACACGAUUUAACACAGACAGAGGACUACAUGUGUGCUUAUGUGUGCUUAUGUGGAGUAAGGAACGGUUAAAAAGCCAAAUUUUAGGCUUCUGUAAACUUAACAACCCCCAACAUUUGGUUUAAUGUGUUAUACGCCUUUUUAUCAAACACUAUCACACGAUUGUCGUUAUGUUAAGCCAGGAUGUACAUUUGAGAUCCCUCGCGUUUACAACAUACAUGUAAAAUGUAGAAAAAUGUAGAAAAAACAGCCUAAAGCUGAAGCCCAUGUCCAUCUUGUAUUUGCCGUCCAUGUAAAUCUAGCGCGCAGAUUCGACGCGGGGUUUAAAGGCGGUUUGUUUGGCUAAAAGCGAGGGCAGAUGGGCAUUAUAUAGACGGAUAAUGCGUACAUGUGCCGCUGUAAGUGUAUCGAAUUUCUUUACAUUUCUUCACGUGAGAUGAGAAUGAGAUGCGGAUUUUGUGUCCAGUGUCGAAAGUGCGGGCGAGUCUGCUGCUGGAGGCUGUGAUAGUGGUGUAUUGUGGGAGAGACAGAAAGCAGAAAGCAGUCUGGAGACACACAAUCGCAGAAAGGAGGCAGACUCUGUAAAACCAUGUAAUGCAAGAAGCGAAAAAAGACGGAAAACGAGCUCACUCGCGUCUCUCAGCCUUUCACCUUCAAAACGAACUCGAAGAUAAUGUCCCGAUCAGGAGAAAGAAGCAGGGUGAAUGAGGAGCACGGCAGAAGGAGUUCCACUUUGCCCAACGGCAUGGAGAACAGUUCGGGAGAGAAGCGCAGUCACCACUGGAGGAGUUACAAGUUGAUCAUUGACCCUGCUCUCCGCAAAGGAUCCCACAAGCUUUACCGAUACGAUGGACAGCACUUUAGUUCACCGAAUCCCGGCAUUCCCCCUGUGGACAUGGUCAGAGACCCCAGGAUCGGUCGCCUUUGGACGAAAUAUAAGGAGACGGACUUGCCAGUGCCCAAAUUUAAGAUUGACGAGUGCUACAUCGGUCGCGUUCCUCCAAAGGAGGUCACCUUUGCCCGGCUGAACGACAACAUCAGAGAGGGCUUCCUCACAGACAUGUGCAAAAAGUUUGGAGAGAUCGAGGAAGUGGAGAUUUUGUACAACCCCAAGAACAAGAAGCACCUGGGAAUAGCUAAAGUGGUGUUCGGGUCAGUGCGGGCUGCCAAGGACGCCGUGCAAAACCUCCACAACACCUCUGUCAUGGGCAACAUCAUCCAUGUGGAGUUGGACCCUAAAGGGGAGAACCGGCUGCGGUAUUUCGAGCGCCUGGUUAACGGCAGCUUCACGCCACUCACGCUGCCGGUGGGCGAGGAGUCUUGCGAGGUCUCUCCGCGCAGCCUUGCCGAAGCUCUACUGGCGUGUGAGCCCUUGAGGAGGCUCUCUGAGGGAAGUUCCUCGACAGUGGGGGGACCCGUAACGCCAAGCAGCACCAGCACGCCCCUGAGUCUGGACACAGCAUACUCCAGCCUGAGACAGGACACGCCCCAGUCACAGGGAACACCCCACACCCCCCGCCCCACCGGAACACCGUUCUCUCAGGACUCCACCUACUCCAGCAGGCAGGGCACUCCAGCAUUCCAGCCACACCGUGCCGAGGGGUCAGGGGGGUACAAGUCCAGACAAUUUCAGGACAUUUAUAACCGCAGACUGGAGAGGCACUAUGUUCACGGAGUGGGCGGGGCUUAUCGUGGCAACGCAGAGCAGCAGAGCAGCUUUAAACAGCACCAACCACCUGAACCGCCUUCGCCUGCAUUUUCUAAUACACCCCCUCCGCCAGUCACGCCCAGCUUCAAACCCACCACUUUCCAGCCCUACCAGCCCCCCUUACCCCCAGUGUACCCCCACACAGAACCCCCCGUGUAUCCCCCUCAGCCCCCACAGAGAGAGCUGGACUUUAGGCGGCAGCCGCAGGCUCCGUUACCCACGCCCCCUGACUACAUGACAGUCAGGGAUCGCCCCGAGACCCCACCCAUACCUGAGCCGCCCCCGGUGCCAACCACGCCGCCCUCUGCCUGCACCCCACCUGUAGGCACACCCGAAACGUGCCCGUCCCCCGCCCUGGAGGCAGAGCGAAACAGCCUGGACUCCAGAAUCGAGAUGCUGCUGAAGGAGAAGCGGACAAAGCUGCCGUUCCUGAGCGAUCGAGGUGAUUCGGACGGAGAGGUGCGGAUGGAAGGAAGCCCCAUCUCCUCCUCCUCCUCUCAGCUUUCCCCUAUUCCCCCCUGCCCGCCACAGCAUCCCUCGCGGCCACCCAGCACCGGCCUGGAGGACAUCAGCCCCACCCCUCUGCCUGACUCUGACGAUGAUGAGCCCGUUGCCGGCACUGCCGCUUUAAUGCUUUGUCCCCAGAGCACAUCACCACAAAAUGCACAUGGCCAGAGCACAACAGGUGGGCCACGGACCCCCACUGAAAAACCAGAGUCAUGCGGCCAGUCAUCAGGGGAGGAUAUGGAAAUCUCUGAUGAUGAGAUGCCAGGCACUCCGAUCUCAGGCAGCGACUGUGCAAAAGGCAUCGUGGUGAACUCCGCCAUGUCCCUGUUGGCGCCACAGGCCAUGGGCAUCCCGCCCCCUGGGUUUCCCCCUAUGCCCCACCACCCUCAGGCUGGGUACGCCCUGCCCCCCCACCAUUUACCCCCCCACUCUACUGUCCCAGCUCCGCACCCUCCUCACCUGACGGCCCACCCGCUGCUGCACCCGCUCCACCCUUACCCGCCAGGCAUGGUACCCAUGGUGCCGGUGGACCUGAUGAGCUGCCUGCCACAGUGGGGCAGCGUCCACAUGUCUUUCCAGAUGCAGACUCAGAUGCUGAGCCGGAUGGCACAGAGCCAGCGCCCAUAUCCAUAUCCCCACUACCUGAGCAGUGCUGCCGCUGCAGGCGCCACAGCCGGGGCCAUGCAGUUUGGGGGUCCAUACUCGCAUCUGUCUGUGAUGGGUGCCCCCUCGGGUGCGGUGGGGCAUGGCCAGCACUGGUCUAUACCCAGCAUGCCCAAGUUUAACCCUACAGUACCCCCACCUGGGUAUGAGACGCAGAAGGAGGACCCCCAUAAAGCUACGGUGGACGGGGUCCUGAUGGUAAUCGUCAAAGAGCUUAAGGCCAUCAUGAAGCGAGACCUCAACCGCAAGAUGGUGGAGGUGGUGGCCUUCAGGGCUUUUGAUGAAUGGUGGGAGAAGAAGGAACGUUCGGCUAAGGCUACCUCCACCCCUGUAAAGCCUGGCGAGGGUAAAGAGGAGGAGAAGGAACGAACGAAGCCGAAGGAGACGUUGUCGUCCAGUCUGCUGGAGAACUGGAGUAAAGGCGAAGGUCUGGGCUAUGAGGGCAUGGGCCUGGGCAUUGGGCUGCGCGGCGCCAUCCGCCUGCCAUCCUUCAAGGUGAAGCGGAAAGAGCCUCCUGACCCCACCUCCACUGCAGAGAACAAAAGAGCACGACCAUCCACUCCUGUAGAUGAUGAGCUGGAAGAUGAAGAGUCAGAACGAACGGAGCUUCCAGCAGAUGGCACCAGACUGGAUGCUGAAAACUCCUCAGCGAAGCGCCGGCACGCCAGACCGGUGGAACUGGACAGCGAAGGAGAGGAGGAGGAGGAGGAGGAGGAGGAGGAAGAGGUGGCGUCUGGCCGGGAAGAGUCAUCUCUGUCCGAUCGAGAAGAACCUGAUGCAGAAACAUCAGAGAGGCUUUCAUCAGGCAAGGAGGCAGACGAUGAGGACGUUGAAGAAGAGGACAGUGAGUCUGAGGCCAGUUCUUCUUCUGACUCGUCUGAUGGCGAGCCGGGCAGUUCUUCUUCCUCUGAAUCCGACUCUGACUCGUCUGCGUCUGACAGCUCCUCCGAGUACGACACUAGCUCGGAGGAGGAGCAUGAGGAGGAGGAGGAAGAGGAAGAGGAGGUUGCCAUGGAGAUUGGUGUAGAGGCGGAAACGCGGACAUCCUCAUCUUCGUCAUCUUCGUCCUCAUCAUCGUCUGAGGAGGAGGAGGAGUCUGAGCUGAAAGUCCCAGGGACCCCACCGGUGCCCCCGCUGGAGGAGGAAUGCGAGUCUGGCCGGCUUGAGGCAGAGGAGGCCACGCGGUCGGUCAGAGCGGCUAUGGAUGACCUUCGACCUCCAUCGCCAAAAGGACUGCCAGUAGAGGAACUAGACAUAGACGUGGAUGUUCCGAAGGUGGAGGCGUCUCUGGAGGACGUGGGCACUCUGCGGCCCCCCACACCGACAGGUUCUUUGGCCGACAGCGACUUGGAUGUCCGUCCGAAGAGCCAAUCUGAAGAGGAGGUCCCGUGGACCCCUGGGCGUGAUGGCCCCGUCCCCUCUGAGCUGGACACCAGCAGCCAGAUCUCCUCCUCAGGUCAGUCUGUCCACCUCGCUUUGCCCCCUGGUCAUACCCUCCUGCCCCCGCCCUCCGACUCCUGCAGCCGGCAGCGGCUACAGACAGACGAGGAGGUCCCACGCACACCGGGCCGCGACCUGCGGAAGACUCAAAGCACCGAGACAGCCCCCGAAACGCCCGGUGGCGAUGCUCCCCUCACAGGUAACAGCUUGGCUCUCAGCUUGGCACUCAGUUCCCCCCACGUCCCCAGCAGCCCCUUCUCUUACCCUGCCCAGUCCCCCGUCCUCAGUGCUGGCAUCCCACGGACGCCGGGCAGGGACCUGACCUUCACCCCUGUGUUCCCUGACCCUGCCGCUCCUGCCGGCCCCCCGCACAGGAAGGCAUCGUCUGAAAGUCUAGAAGAGAAGCCUGUGUUCAAAGAGCCAGUGUUUAAAGAGCCGCCACUCAGCACUAACCUACCUAGCGCUGCUGCUUCACCCCCGCUCCCCACCGCUGCUACUGCUGUUGCUGCUUCCUCUCAAGAGCUUCCCACAGCCCCCCAAACCUCGCCACCCCCCUCUGUAGAAGGCUCUACCCCUACAGUGCCCCCCAGUCUUCCUGUCCCGCUCAUAGAGCUUCCUGUGCCCCUAGAUGUCACUCCAAGCAAGAAGAAACAGGCACGGGCUAAAGCUAAAAAGCCCUCAGCAGCUCUCAGUCCAGAAGAUGCUCUUCCAGAGCCUCCUCCGAUGACCCCCACACUGCCCUCGCUGCCUCCAGAGCCUGCAGUGAGGGACCUGUUUCCUGACCGGCCCAUCAACACCAUUGGGAGGCCAGACACAGAGCACCGGCUGCUGGAGCCGGAGGAUGAUGAUCUGGAUGACAUAUGUCAGACGGUUCUGCCAUCCAGCCCAGGAGUCCAUGACGACCUGCUGUUCGAGGAACCAGUGCAGAAGACUAGACGUCAGCGGCGCAGCUGGGAGGAGCUCCUACUCUCCAUGCACUCCCCCGCUGCCUCACCGCCACGGCCCAGCUAUCUGCCCCGCACAGAAUUUGAGGAAAUGACCAUCCUGUAUGACAUCUGGAACGAGGGCAUCGAUGAGGAGGACAUCCGCUACCUAAAGAUCACCUACGACAAACUGCUGCAGCAGGACAACUGCAACGACUGGCUCAACGACACACUGUGGGUCCAUCACCCUCCUACCAGCGGGGGCAGUCUGCCCGGCAUAAAGAAGAAGCGGCGUGAGGAUGGCAUGCGGGAUCAUGUGACUGGCUGUGCUCGCAGUGAGGGCUACUACAAAAUCGACAAGAAGGACAAAGUGAAGUAUCUGAACAGCACACGGCUGCAGUUCGACGAGCCCGACAAGGACACACAGGGGAGGAGCAUUCCCGCCCAGCCGCACGCCUCCACCAGAGCCGGAUCGGAGAGACGAUCAGAACAGCGCCGCCUACUGUCCUCCUUCAGCUGUGACAGCGACCUGCUUAAAUUCAACCAGCUUAAAUUCCGUAAAAAGAAGAUCCGCUUCUGUAAGAGUCACAUCCAUGACUGGGGUCUUUUCGCCAUGGAGCCCAUCGCUGCUGAUGAGAUGGUUAUUGAAUACGUGGGUCAGAACAUCAGACAGGUGAUCGCUGAUAUGAGAGAGAAGCGAUACGAGGAGGAGGGAAUCGGGAGCAGCUACAUGUUCCGUGUGGAUCACGACACCAUCAUCGACGCCACCAAGUGUGGAAACUUUGCUCGAUUCAUCAACCACAGCUGCAAUCCGAACUGCUACGCCAAGGUCAUCACUGUGGAGUCACAGAAGAAGAUAGUUAUCUACUCCCGACAGCCGAUUAAUGUGAACGAGGAGAUCACGUAUGAUUACAAAUUCCCCAUUGAGGACGAGAAGAUUCCGUGUCUGUGCGGAGCGGAGAACUGCCGGGGAACGCUGAACUAGCCCGGGGGAACAGCAGCACGGUCAGAGCACCCAGAUAGGCGGGCACAGGGCAGAAACGGAGCAGUCGCCCCCCCUAACUUCCCACCCCCAACUCCCUCCCUGCCAGAGUGCUGAGGGCUCUUUAAUAAACACGUCUGAUGAUUGUUUACGAUUUACAGGUGCUCUUUCAACCACAUUAAGAUGAAUUUUUCUACCACUCUUCCAUUCAGCUUUGUAUGGAGAAAGAAAAUGACUGUAGCCCCGCCCCCUGCCAUCCCCCACUGUAGCGUCUAGGUUACUGGACCCCCCCCCAGUUUUCUCCACUAAAUACCCCAUCCCAUCUCUGUCUGUCCAAGCGCACAAAAGGCCUCUGCUGCACACCCACACAGGGAGAAACAGGGCUUCACAGUAAUAAUCCAGCUCACUUCUUCUUCAUUAAUUGUUCAGUGGAUUGUUUCACCUCUCGGCCCACUCUCCCCUCUAAUUACAGUUUUAUUUUCAUGCUGUUUGUCUGAAAGGACUCUUUUUCACACUGAGAGCUUAAAUCUCAUCAUAUGUGUGAAAAUAUUAUUGCACAGUUCACCUGUGUGGCCACUAAACAGAAGUUCAGGUAAAUUUACUCUUCUGCUCACAGUUACAACUCACUGCUGUUUCUACCACUGACUGCUUGUUAGUUAGUUCACUGCCCCCUGCAGACUGUAUACUGUAACUGCAGCCUUCAGGAUAGCAAUACAGGCCUGAAAGGGCACCAAAAACUCCACCAUUUUUUUCACACUUUUGCAUAUGUGAAAUGGUUGAUUGUAGAAACUCAGAUUUCUUUACAGUGGUGAUGAUGGGAACCAGGGGUCACCACGGCAACAACACAAAUAUAGACAUUUUAUUUCAUAUCCAAAACCACCAGUGAACCGCAACAUGUAUUUUCUGGAAUGUGGAUGAUGGUAAACUAUUAUGUAUGGCAUAUUAUGUAUCGCUCCAUGAAGUUUUGAGAGCUUAAAAUCCAUGAAUGGAUUAAGUUCUCAAAACUAUCAUAAAACAGUGUUUCAGACAUCAGUGAAUCAGUGGCAGUGAAUUCAAUACCUAUUCAUGUAAUAACUUUCUGUGAGGAAGUUUUUAGAAGUGGACGUCUGGUUCCUAUCACCACCACUCCACAAUUCUGACUCUAACCUGAUGAUUGAAGCCUGUGCAGUAGUAGAAGAAGUGAUGCCUGCUCCUGUUAAACAGUCCUUACUUUGGGCUUAAACUAUCUCUUGAAUUUGAGAAGUGGCCAAACAGGUUGUGCAUUUGUGCUCUGACGUCACAGAGUCCAGUCUGAGUUUAGUAAUGUAUUGUUUAAUGACCCCACUGGUUAUGAUCCUGAUCCUCAGAGCUGCUCUAACACUCUUUAAGCUAAACCUUCUUCACAAAGCUGAGUAUUAACACCAUCUACAUUCAUUACUCCAAUGAAAGCUUUUUUCAUUACUGGUGCUGUAUUAGUUAUGACGGAGGGCUUGCUAAUGCUUUGCGGCGCUGCUAUGUAGCUUCAUGCUGAAGUUGUUCUAUAGUUCACUCCCAUGUAAGGAGCUCUGGGUCUGAGUCAUUUAUCUCUAUGGGAAAAUGAAAAGGGUUUUGGAAAAUUGCUGCUGUCUCAAAAAACGGAGACGUUUGGUCAUACAUACAUUUUUUUUCCGCACUGGAUCCUCUGAAUUAUGAGGUCAUUUAGCUGUCAAAAUACCACAAAAGCUGGGUUCAUGUGUUGGCAGUAGGCAGACAAUGGCAAACCGGAUAUUCCGUUGUUUACAACAGAGCCAAGAAGGAAAAUUCUGCGACAGUCGGAAUGUGGCAGCAGUAACAUUCUGUCAAGAGUUCGGUUUUCCAAAUUUUGGCAUCAACAGCAAAAGUGAAAUUAUCUGUAUGUGUUUUUUUAGAGAGCCGUGGAUGCCAAACAUCUCGCUGUUGAAUUCCAGAUGAACUGAGUAUUUAUACCGGAACACAAAAUAAGAACACAGAGCGCCUUUUUUUUACCGGUGAUGCGGUCACUAUGCCAACGUUUGUAUGGCUUAUUGCUGCUGUGUGAUGUGUACUGCUUUAAAGCACGGAAUCAUAUUUUUUUAGUUUGUCGUUAUGCAAGCGUGUGAACGCAGCAUCAUGCUACAAGGAUGAACUGCGUGCUGAAAUGACUCAACACUGUUGUACACCAACACCAGCUACUCAAAAAUGCCAAACGUCUCUGAGCUCCCACACUGGACAGCCUGCUGGUCUACGUGGGGGAUUUUAGUGAGGUCAGUCUGAUGAGGUCAGUUUAGUUCAUAACAGUCUUAGCUUACAGGUCACACUGUUCACUUUUCAGCUCCUUAAUGAGCUCAUUUGGUCAGGUGUGGCUGGAUAAUAAAAUAAAAUACGUCAUGAAACCAUUUCUGAGCUUGUGAAUAUCGUCCAUAUUCGAUCAUUUAUGAAGAGCAGAAUCAGUCCUGCUUUGCUGGAUUUAGUGCAGCAGUGUGUGAAAAGCUGAACAUAAAUCACUACAUUCAGUUUUUGAUUUGAUUUUUUUUUUUAAUGUGCCAAUGCAGAGCAUUUCAGUUCACCAUAGACUGAAAGCAGCGAUUCAACACUGUUAAUGUUCCCCAUAAAGAUAAACAGCGCAGACCUGGACUUCCUUAUAGGGUACCUGUAGUAUUGUGCUCUCUCUCCCUGCUUAACGCUGUUCAGUGCUGAAUCGCCACUCAUGGGAUGUUAUCAGGUUAAGAGAAGAGACCAGAUUAUAUAAUCGUGCCAAACGUUUGCAUUUUAAACAUCUUGAGCUUUUAUUACAGAGCGAGUGUGUUAUUCUAAGCCUGUUGGUGCUUCGGCGGAAACAGCACUGUAUUAUUCCUCAAAUGCUCAAGUGUUUAAAGUGAUAGUUCGUUGAAAAUCUGAUUUACUCCCAGUUAGAACCACUUUUUGUUCCCUAAUAGACCAUGAGUGAAAAAAUAAGUAGAGCCUUUACAUAAUGUAAAGAUUCUGCACCAGUUUAUGGGUUCUUCCUAGAACCUUUAUGUUCUUUUAAGCUUUAAAAAGGUUCCUCACAUGUGCACAGCACUUCUCUGAAGAACCAGGUUUUUAGGGAACUAAAAGUUGUUCUUUUAAUGGCAAAGAACCUUUUGUAGUACCUAAAGUGCAUUUUAGAUCAUCCAAGAUCUGGUGUAGCGAACAAAUCAUGGAAGCCUGCAGUUAGCACCCUGCUAAUUGGAGGGGUAUAGGCUUCCAUUGUGUGUUAGUCACAUUAGCAUCAUAGGUUAGCAUCACCAGACAUGUCUUAGUUGAUGAGCUACAUGUAGAGCAGAUGGAGUAAACUGGGAAAAUCAGAUUUUUGUUGCUGAACUGUGGCUUUAAUAGCAGUUAGUUUCCCUCUAAAGCUGCACUCGUUUACUCUCCGCUGCGAUCCUGUUAAGCCUGCGUUUCUUCUUCUUUUUUCUUCUUAUUUUUUUUGAUGGUUAAGUUUGAACACUAGAGGCUUGUUGUAUUCUUCCCAUCAGGCCAUCCAGACCUCCCAACACCCUCCACCACUUCCUUUACAGUCACACUGCAGGGGCGGAGCUUUUUCUUUCAACUGUGUUUAUAUUGUACAGGAUCUGAUCAUUUGUAAGGAGGAACUGGGCUUUUUAUCACAAUAGGGAGUUCUGAAAACGAUGCAUCUUUUUUAAUAAGCAGAAAUUGAGUAUCUGAUAUUUUUCAGGGAUCAUUAAGAUGAAAAAGGGUGUGAUUGUGUGUGUGUGUGUGUGUGAGUGUGAGUGUAUAAUGUAAAUGAGAAAGUGAUGCAUCUUGUACAUAAGUGAUCUGUUCUCCCUUUGGAAAGAUUGUUUCUUGUAGAAACGUCUUUUUUCCUGCCCGCUUUCCUUUGUAAACUUAUGUGUAAAUACGUAAACUGUGAAUAUAUAAAUAUAUAUUAUAUUUUUUGUUCCUGAGGAUUUGCUACAGAUUGGCAGCUCAGAGAGGUCUACAGAGUGAGUGUGAGGAGCUGAGGGCAGUAUUUCAGCUUGUGUCAAGCUUUAUUUUUUAUUUUGUGUUGUAAAUUCUAUGAAAACAUGUUUGCAGUGCGUGUUGGGGGAGUUCUGAUGCAGAAUCGGCGAGGGGAGCCGCUGGCUUUCCCCAAGUCUAUUUAUUACCACAAAUGUAUGAAAAAACAGAAAUCAUGGAAAAAAUAAAGGAUUUUUCUUUUCGAAUAACAUU